Molecule: messenger RNA, 5954 nt
Organism: Spodoptera litura
Lineage: Eukaryota; Metazoa; Arthropoda; Insecta; Lepidoptera; Noctuidae
Biological process (GO): intracellular sterol transport
Cellular component (GO): endoplasmic reticulum membrane; endoplasmic reticulum-plasma membrane contact site; plasma membrane
Molecular function (GO): sterol transfer activity; sterol binding
Source: RefSeq, a predicted model, not a curated record
CGAGUGGGGGCGGCCAAACCGGUGUCAGUUCGCAAACAGCCGAGGCCGUGCAAGAUUGUGUUUCUGAACGCGACUUACGGGCGGUUACCGAACGUAAAAGAAAUGUCAGUUCACCCCGAUAUUUUUCGGCGGCCUACAUAAAAUCCUUCGAUUUUUUGGACAUUAGUGUUUUCGUGCUAAUAAUAGAACAAUGAAACUGUGAAUUAUAAUUGAUUAUUACCGAAUCCCGUCGCGGAGUUUGUGUGAAUUACCAUUUUAUUGCAAAGUUAUCAAUGUUGAAUGUGUUUUAGUAACCCAGUUGCGUACACCGUAACAAAAUAAGUUUGUAAUCGAAAUUCUGUGAAGUCUGUACUGUUUUCUAGUUGGAAAAUGUCCUGUGACUAGGUUUAUUAGCGAAUUAAAGUUGUUGUUAAACGGAUCGGUGGCUGUUGUGACCUUAUUCGAGUGGAUUUCGUUUAUACAAUUUAGUUAUGACCUUCUAAAUGAAGGAGUCGUAUCCUGAUGAAAUUAUGCUCUGUUUCGUCCAAGGGUUUGGUGAGAGUGCGCGUGGGUUUAAUAAGAACCGUGAGAUUGACGGCCAUGUGUCAGAGGCUGCUUUAAAGUAUAGGAAGCAGAGCAAAAGAGUAUCACUUCAAGUUGAGAGUGGUGUGGUUGAGGAAGCAGUAGAUUUAGGAGCUAAGAAGUCGCAAGCGUUAGUAACAGGGAAGUCUUUGAGACUGUCAUCUGGAGGUCGCUUUCCAGAAGUAAAAAGGAGCCUGAGUGACCGAUUCUCAGUCAUCACCGAUGCUGGAGGGAAGAGGCCAGCCAAAGGGCUCUUGACCAUUAGAAAAACUUGGUCAACCGGCAAUUUCGCGGCUGGCGCGGCGGGUGGCGGGUGUGGGGCCCCGCGCUCCGCUCCCGCCACCCCGCUGCAGCUCGAACCACACCCUCGAUCCACUAAGCAUGAUAAACAAGCCAUAAAGCCUUUGUCGGGUUCAGCGCCGUCCGUGCGCGCUCCACCUCCUAGUGCGACGGGUACCGGUGAUACAACCGAUGGCAAGCAACCGAGCAAGUCCCGGCAGAAAAAAUUCCAAAGGCACUUUCCUCAAGUAGGGCCUGAAGAGAAGGUGCUCAAUUAUUAUUCGUGUGCCCUAGUCGGUGAUCUGCUAUUGCAAGGCCAUCUGUACAUCACCAAGAACUACUUCGCUUUCUACUCCAAUGUGUUCGGAUAUGUGACCAAGUUACUUAUCCCGAUAAUAUCAGUACUCCGGAUAACAAAGGAGAAGGUAGCCCGUAUAAUCCCGAAUGCAGUCGGUGUGUGUACUCGCGAUGAGAGGCACGUGUUCGGGUCCCUGCUCUCGCGGGAUUCCACCUAUAAGCUGAUGAUGCACGUAUGGAAGGCCGCCAGAGCACCCGAACAAGCUGUACCUAAACCACAGGACCUCCGAGCAUCAGAAGUAGAAUUAGAAGUAUCAGAGUAUUCGCCUGAAGAUGACAGUAGUUCUGCGGGCGGCGACCAACCUGAUGCCGCCUCACCGCCUGUCAGACGAGAAUCUGAAGCUAUCAUAGCUGCAGCGGGCGGCGCGGCAGUAAUCCAACCAGCGCUACUGACGGGCAGCGCGGGCACGACGCGGACGGCGGGGCGCUGGUGGCGCCCUCUACUCGCCAUACUCGCCGCCUUCCUCACAUUCACAGCCGUUGUACUUGCUUACAAAUUGUAUCAAGCUUCUUACCAGACACAGGAGGAAAUAGUAAAAUUAUCGGGCGAGGAGUUAUACUCGGAGUUGGUCCGAUGGCGAGCGCGGUUGCACGGACGGGCCGCGAACGAACUUCACUCAUUCCUAACCACCAACCUAUUGUUACUAACUAAGGUAAUUUAUUCAGUCAGACAAUCCUUAGAAGCGCUAUCGGGCGUGAUACUAACCGAUAUGGCUCAAUCAGGCACCAUGGAUCUCAACAUGGACCUAAACCUAGACGUGCCCAACGAGACCCUGUUCAGUUAGCGAGCGACCAAUGGGACUGAAGACCCAGGUGACCAGAUUAUACAGCAUUAUAAUGAAGCAAACUUAGGGUUGUAGAUAUCCGAAAAUACAAGUAUACAGAUUGAUGCAUUUAAAAAGUAUCCGAGAUAUCCCGAAAUAUCCGAGAAUCGACAACCCUAAGUACACUUCAUGCUAUAGUAACUUGUUACUGUUAGCGCUUGCUAGGGUUAUCACUACGUGGAUAUCUCUCGAGGAAAUUAUUGUAUUUAGUUCGACAGCUGUGCUGCAAUCCGACAAGGAAACGCUUUUCCAUGUCUCAGUGAGACGGAAGUGAUACUAGUUUUUAUUUAUUUAUGCAAUUAUUCAGUUUUAAAGUAGUCGCGGAUAAAAAUCCGCCAUUUUUGGUCUCAAAGAACAAUGAACCUCUAUGAAGCGACAAAGAAAUAUAAUAUGUAUGUUGAAUUUAUUAUAUUGUGAGGAAACGUGUAAUAUAGGUGUCCAAAUAUUUAAGAACUAAUUGUCUAAGUAUAUGACAGUACCCACAAAGCGUAUAGGUAUUAUGUGGUUAUUUAGUGACACAUUUCCCUGUUCUAUGCACUUGUAACAAUUAUUUGUUAAUAUUGGACCCUAACAGAGCCGGAUCAAACCUAGAGAGUACCCUAGACAAGCACUUCAUGCCCUUAUGAGCAGUUGGGUACGGGCGUCUCGCGGCGCCCCUCUUAUAACCUGGCGCCCUAGACACUUGACUAGUUCGCUUUAGCGAUAGUACGGCUCUGUACCCGAAUUUAUAAUUUUUAUUAUAUAACUUUUGCAUUUUAUCGUAAUUUAAAUGUUCGCUUCAUUGUUGAAUAUGUUUUAUAAAAAGUAUAAUCAUGAUAUAUACCAAAUAAUAUUCGCGUCUUCACAUGUCUAUAUUUUAGAUGUUUUUGUUAAUGCAUCGUUGUUUUAAUAGAAUCAAGUUCUUAAUAUUAAAUUAUGUUCUUGCUGAAAUAUUUUGCUUUUUGUUCGACUUUUGCUAUGUUGCUAAUAUCGUUCAUUUUUGUUAAAAGCAGGAUUAAUGAAACUUGAUGAAAUGAAAAUGAGUAAGAUUGUCAAAAUAAAAAAAAAUAACAUUUAAAAAAUAUUUAGGUUGAUUGUCGUAUUCACGACACCUUUGACUACCUCUUUGAACAACGUAUCAGCAAUAUAGUAAAAGUUAAACAAUAAUAAAUGUAACUUCUUCAUAUAUUAUCAAGUAUGUGAUUUGUAUAUACAGCGGCAGUAAGCCGUGAUGUCUAUAAGGCAUUGCUAUGUCAUAUUAAUUUGUGUCAAACACAAACGUACUGGGAUUUAAGAUGCGUGGUCGAGAUGAAUGGACGAAUUCCUUGCAAACACGAUUUAUAAGUACACUCUGUAAAAGUAUGAGAUAUUGUUUAUCUUACAGAACGUUUCUAUUCUGUUCUUUGGUAUAAAUGGCAUUUAUAACUAUCUCAUUUCAUAUUACCGCACAAUUUUCUCUAUAAAUGUGCUCUGCAUUUUAAUUGUAAUAAAACGAAUGUCAACAUUCUUCGCGUUCCUUCGUCUCGGCUUCUUGAUAGAUAUUUUCAUAAUCACAAUUCUAUAUCUUUGCAAACUUCAAUAUAUUCGUGUAACACAUUGAAAUUGUAUGUGCUUAGUCUUUGUGGGGAACGAAUAUUAUAAGUCAAUGUUGCUGUUUAUUCCUGUAUUGCUGCAUAUUUUAAUGUAAGAUGAACUUUUUGACGUCAUACCACGUCGGAUUACUUUAUGUAAAUUUUAAAAUACGUAUGUAUUUAUGAAGUGAAUCAUGAAAUAUUGAAUGUGACACAGUAAGUGUAGCGCGGUUUCAAUGGAGAGUAUACAAUUGUGAAUGUGAUAGUGUCAGAAGGCAGGUGCUAGUAUUAGAUAAGGAGUUAUUGUAAAGCAACAUUCCUCGUACGAGAAAGUAUCCACAGUAUGUGUCGAGAGUGGAGUGCGUCUCACGGGCCCAAUGCUCGCUUCAUACAUUUAUUGCCAAAUAGUUUCUUAAUAUUUCUUGCCAAUACAAUGACACACUCUGUAGACGCAACAUUAUUGUGCACCUAAUAUUUCUGUAUCGAUUCCAAACACUACAAAUUCCUUUACACAAAAUUGUAACAAAUAUCGCAAACUGCUAUUUCGACAAUAAGUAAUUAGAAUAAACAUACGUAAUGAAAUAAUUGAUACGGAUUUUUUACAUUUUUAUCGAUGCAUGAAGUAUUAGGUUUGAGAUUUAGUAUGAUUUUAGUGAAGCUACCGUUUUUAAUGAAAUACAAUCAUGCAGAAUGAAGGCGAGUUUUGGACAUUUUAAUUUUAAAAUAGUGUCGUUUAUAGUAACUACUUGUAAAGUUUAUGUAAUUAAUAAUUUAUUAUUCUAGUCUUUGGUCAAGCUCAAGGAUUUGUUAUUCGGUUCUAUUGGGGUUAGUAUGUACUUAGGAUGAUUUUAAAACUAAUGUAAAUGUGGAAUUAUGUUACGGGCACUUGUAAAGUUUGUGCAAUUAAGUGUUAUAUAAAUAUAUAAAUAAAUAUAUGACACAUUCUUAUUUAUUGUAGUUCCAAUUACUUUAUUUUGUACUGGUCAGUUUAGGGAAUGGUGUAUAAUAAUUUUUUAGCACAUUGCUCCACAAGAUUAGAUGAUGCUAGCUAAUUAUUCCUCGAACUAUUCACUCGAUGUAUUUAUGUACAAAUAUGUUCGUUGUAUCGCGUCACCUAGGUUAAUUGGCUGUUGUUUAUAUGUUACGUAAUAAGGGCCUAAUGUCGUACUAGGUUACCAUCUGUGCCAAAGUGUUCCACCACUGUUUGUAUUCCAAAUGACAAGUUAGGCCUUUAUAGAAGGUAGAAGGGACGCUGUAACUUGAGUGUAAUUCUAGUACAUGAUUUAACAGCCAAUAAGGUCUAUUUAAAAAUAUUUGCAACUAAAAUGAAUCGUUUAAUGUUGUUACUAGCGCUAAAGUCAUAACGACUGGACCAAUACGGCAAUUUAUUUUUCAAUUAUUCAUUGAAGUCCUAAAAAGGUACUUCUGAAGAGGAAAAUUCGGAAAAUUGCUAGAUAAUGGUCAGCUAGUUCCAAUUACGAAUGAUUUUACAUGUAACUUAUUGUUUAAAGAAAGUAUAACUUUUAGUUAAUUUAGUCAUGCGAAAUUGAACCGUAUUCCAUUAUUUAUAAGUGUAUAUCUUCAUGUACUAGAUUAUAAACUUUAAGUUUAAUACAUAAUGUCACUUCUACCCAAUAUAUUAUAUGCUUAAAGAUUAACCGACUUAGGCUUACCAAGUCACUAAACAGUCAAUAAAAGGAAUUCAUUGUUGCAACUAAAUCGCUUCAAAAUGUCCUAAAGUUGUAUAUGUACACUUGCUCCACAAUUUCGUGUUAUUCAAGGCUGUCCACGCUAUAACGAGUCAUUUAUCAGAAAUGAAUAUUGCCAAAGACAAAAACACUAGAUUAAAACAAAAUAUCAACGUAGAAUAGUGAGGUUUGUACAAUAGUUAGUCCUUAGGUAGGAUCGUGCUGUUCAUUUGAAUUAUAUUCAUGUAAAUAUAAUUAUUUUACGUAAUUUUUUAAUGUUUAUCCGGUGCAAUAUCGAGUAUCCAGUGAGAUGUAGCUGAUGUUUCAUCAAAUUGUUUUGACAAACAAGAUUAUUUAUUUUCGUUACUUAUAAAGAGUUUAGUGAUAGCUCAGUAAAACAUCAUAAUGCACUUUAUAUGAAUUAUAAGCUUGUGGAAAUAGAAUUAUACUAAUCCGACGUUGAUAUAAAGCUAAAUUUUUAUGUAUAUUAUAUGAAAAGUCAGUUUGUAAUAGCGUAAUUGUAUCAAAGGGUGAUAGAACUGAUUUAAUAGUGAUGUUUAAGUUGUACCACAUAGGAAUUGUUAUGGACGCGUAUGUUGUAUGAUUUCAAAGUUUGUUUUGUAUAUUUUUGUUUGAAAUUGUGAUUUGUUUGUUGAUUUUGUAAAUAAUAGAUAGAUGAGUUAAUUGAACAUGAA